Rotaria socialis is the source of this 828-nucleotide messenger RNA. The record is from the annotation of a GenBank genome assembly. NCBI's taxonomy places the organism in Eukaryota, Metazoa, Rotifera, Eurotatoria, Philodinida, Philodinidae.
AUGUUAAGAUUUACUUUUUCUAAUAAUAAGUUAAAUUACAUACGUUACAGUAAUGUUAUUUUACAACGUUUUCUGUCAACACAACCGUCGCCAAAAACAAGUCUAACGUCAUCCUUACCUGUUGGUACGGGUUUGAGUACUGUGCAAACAUCGAGUAAUCUUCCAAUACUUUACCAGCCAAGUUUAUUGUCACGUAUUAAAUUGAAACUUGGUUUACAAGGCGAAUUACGUGAACCACAAAAGGUUUUGUAUCAAGCAGCAGCCAUAUCAUACUAUAUGAUUGGUUCAUCGGUAGAUUUCGAUGAAAUUCAACGUGAACUUGAAAUGCCAGAUGUAUUUGCAUCGUUUGGAAGAAUUAUUUUUCUACAUGUUUGGUUUUUACUUGUUCGUUAUAUUCAAUUAGGUCCAACCGGUAUAUUUCUUCGCCAACAAUUAGCACGUACUAUGUGGAUGGAUCUUGAUUUACGUGCUCAGCAAAUUCUUCCUGGACAAAGCAAAACUCGUCGUGGCCAAUUAGAAGAAUUAUGCUCGGAAAUGAAUGCAUUUAUGUUAGCAUUGGACGAAGGUGUCGUCGAUGAUGAUACAGUAUUAGCAGCGGCAGUCUGGCGACAUUUUUGUCAUGCUCAACCUACUUCGCUUGAUCGGCUCGUUAAACUUGUUGCAUAUAUAAGAAAAAAUGUUCAACAUUUAGAACAAUUACCAGAUGAAAACUUUAUGAAAAAUGGUUAUAUCUAUUUUUUGCCAUUAAAUGGUGAUGUUGUUGAUACGAAAUUUGUUAAUCAGCAUUAUCUUGACUUUAAAAAUAAAGCUCGAGGAGUAAUAAAAUAA